This is a messenger RNA of Rana temporaria (common frog), 1255 nucleotides long. Its product is annotated as alpha-1,4-N-acetylglucosaminyltransferase-like. Gene Ontology annotation, molecular function: acetylglucosaminyltransferase activity. The record is from RefSeq and is a predicted model, not a curated record. Gene Ontology annotation, biological process: protein O-linked glycosylation. The coding region runs from base 78 to 1193 and encodes 371 amino acids. NCBI's taxonomy places the organism in Eukaryota, Metazoa, Chordata, Amphibia, Anura, Ranidae. The transcript is spliced from 2 exons.
UAGAGAGACUCUUUGGACAGCACAUAUUCUAUAACAACUAUGUACAUACAAACAAUUUGUAAUCAUCUUUUACGUUUAUGAGCAGAAGAAUAAACGUGUUUUCUUUUGCAGACUGCCAAGCAUACUUUACAACAAUGAAAAAAACACAGAAGAUAGUGAUCUUCCUCCUUCUUUUGUUAGCCGUUGGUUUCUUAUACAAAGCCAACUUUAAAAAUACAUCUUUGUACCCUGUAUCUUUUUUCUCUGAAAAUUAUAUCAUCAAAACUUUAAAGUCAAAAUUGGUACCGCCCCAGAACAAUUAUGAACCUGCAGAAAAAGAUUUAAGCCCCUCUGAUGUUUUAAACGGCGGUGAGUCUAUCAUAUAUUUGGAGACUACCGAUAAAUUGCCGCCAACAUCACUGGUGCUGUGUGCCAUUGAGUCCGCAGCUCACCACUAUCCUACCAGAUCUGUGGUGUUUUUCAUGAAAGGACUGACUGAAAUAAAUGCAGAGGAAGUUCAAAAGAAACACCUUUCAGUAUUUUCAUCUCUUCCGAAUGUCUACUUCUUUCCCCUGCAAAUGGAGGUGAUUUUAUCGGACACACCACUUCUCUCCUGGUACCAAAAGGUUAAUCCAGCAAAAGAAAUCUACUGGGCCCACGUCAGUUCUGAUGCCUGCAGACUAGCUUUGCUUUGGAAAUAUGGUGGCAUUUACAUGGACACUGAUUUCAUAUCACUUCGACCCAACCCACAUCACAACUUUCUGGCUGCAGAGUCAAAGCAGUAUUCCAGCAAUGCUGUUCUGGGUUUCUCUUCCCAACAUGAGUUUAUCUGGAAAUGUAUGGAAGACUUUGUUAAAAAUUAUCAUGGUGAAAUAUGGGGCUAUCAAGGGCCACUUUUGUUUACUCGUAUUCGAAAUCAGUUUUGUAGUAUGGCUUCCUUUACUGGUAAAGAGGAUUUUAUGUGUGGCAAUAUCACUAUCUUGAAUCCUGGACAUUUUUAUCCUAUUGAACCGGGAUCAUUUAAACGGUACUAUGAGGUCUGGGACAAAGAACCGACCUUUGACACUUGUUAUGCUCUGCACCUUUGGAAUUAUGCAAAUCGAGGGGAUCAUAGGGCAAUGGUCCCUGGAAGUAAUACACUGGUGGAGCAUCUCUACCAAAAUAAUUGCCCUUCGGUAUAUGCGGAAUUAGCUAGAAAUGGGACCUCAUUAUAAAGUGCCCCUACUUUCAAACAUCCAACUUACAAACGACUCCUACUUGCAAACGGAAGGAGAUA